AUGGUGUGGAUAGACUCAUCGCCGUCCACAGUGCAAUUGCCGCAGCUAUACGCCAAAGCAGCCAGUCCCAAAGACGCCCCUGAAACGGCCCCUUCAGAUGAACGCGAGGAGCUUGUGGAAGAGGCGCCGCUAAACGCCAGCGAAGUCAUCCUCUCUGUCGCAGACUUGGGAAAAGAUAACAUCGGUGUCCUCACCAAACGAUCGGUAUACCUCUACCAGAAAGACCCGUUGGUCUGUGUUUCUGCCCACGUGCGCAGCGACGAUUCCAUCGCUCACCACGGCUACAACGUGGCGGCCAAGCCGAUAUCGGCCACACGGUUCCUUGUCUCCACGUCCGAAUCGUAUUUACUCGUGUACCAGACGGUGGCUCUGUCCAACCACAACCAGCCAGAUGCGUUGCUCGUGUACAGUGGCACCAACUUGAUCCAGACGGGAUACCCUCUCCACGACGAGCACUCAGGCUGGUUCGGGAUUAUCCCCGACCACCACGAGCGGACGCUCUUGUCCAAAUACAUUGUGUUGCAGCGGGCCUUGAAGGUGGGAAUGGGAAUCGACGCGUUCUGGGGUAACGACGACACGAUUGUGCUUGUAAAAUACGCCGCGAGCAUGCUUCAGGUUGUGAACCUGAAGGACAAGACACUCAACGCUAAGAUUGCCAUUGAUUCAUUGGCGUGGUACAUAUCCGCUGGGAUUGCCCAGAUUGUUGCAGAGUCACUAGACGGCUUUUUUCUCCUCUCCACGGAGGGUGACUUGUACCACACGAACCUUGCCAUGUCCGGGGUCAAGAUUGGCCAUCUUUCGUGCUUGGGCUCAGAUCCCCCGGUGAUGACCUACAACAGCCGAAAUGAGGUGCUAUUGGUGGCCCACGGAGGACGAGUGGAGUUUAUCCGUUAUGAAAAGAGCGACCAGACCGCCACCCACAUCGCCACGUUUGAUUGCAACAGGACCAGCCCUUUGACCAUAUCCGCGACAGUCCAGUCUGUGGGUAUCUCCCCGAAUGGUGAAACCUGCGCAGUGCACCUAUCCAAUGGCCACUGGCUUUUGACCUCCAAGUUCGGCCUUGUCUGCUACGACUCCGCUGAAGCCGAGGAGACCGUCACGGGUUUGCACUUCCUAGACGACUUCACGCUCAUGACCAUCGGUGCGGGUAUUUCAGUGUUUCCGUUACGCCAGUUCGAGUCAUCUUCAGUCAAAACCGUCUGUUCAAACUUGCGCACCACCGUGUCCAGCCCGAUGCUCUUCCGCUCGCGCAACCGCUUCGUUAUCGUCUACAGCUUUAGGGAAGAGUUGUCCAAAUCGGUCAGAAUCCCUGAAUGCUUUUUAAAGAACCCUGUGUUUGAAACGAAGCUCAGCACCGACGGAUUAAAGCUCUUUAUCUCCUCUGGCAGCCAAAUGAUGAUGUAUUCCAUGGUGCAGAAGAAGUGGUAUACGUACAAACAGGACUAUCUAGCAGCUCUCAACAUUGUGGGAAUGGACACUUUUCAUAAGUUCUACCUCGUUCUCCUCCACCGCAAGGCCAAGGGCGACGAGCUUAUCAUUUUUAAUGUGAAACCGCUCUUCUUGGGCCCCAAACACCCAGAGUUUAAGGACGAGUUCAGCUCAGAGUUGGUGGUCUGGCGAUACGAUCUUCCAUCCCCACUGGUCAGCUUCCACCUCUCCAGCAAGGAGUUGAGCGUUGUUUUGCGGAACAACUUGGUUUACAACUUCAAGCUCGAGAUCGCCUACCCCGAGAAGGACCACUUGAAGGUGUCCAACAACCAGCAAUUGGUUAUACGUAACAACAAGAUCCUGAAACCACAUCCGUCGGUGGUGGACUUUGCAUCCGUUCCCAUCUCGGCUUUCCUUCCAACCGAUACUGAUAAAACCACGUUUGUGUUUUUAAGUCGUGGCAAGCUCUAUCUGUUGCGCCAGGCGGCUGGCCCUGAGAUCCGUUUUGACUUGAAAGUGCUCAAGGAUGGGGUCGAGUCGCUUCAGUUGCACAACCUGACGGGCAGCAUGGUGUCGUUUUUAGCCCACGAUGGGUGGCAUAUCCUCACUCUGGAGCAAUCCGUGCCAUUGAUCAUUCCGGUCGAGGACCAUUAUCCGCUCUUUUUCUCCGCCCAGGAUUACAGCUUGCACUACUAUGCCACAAGUGCCUUCCAUCUCGCCGUGCGAGACCUGGACGAGCAUAAGAUGAUGGUGCUUAACCGGUUUUCUAAGCAGUUGUUGUUGGGCUUUGUUAUUGACUGGCACAUUGACCAGGAGUUGAGGGAGGAUAAGCCUGGAAACGAGAAAGCUGUUUUACUGGAUAUACCCGGAGACGAGAAAGCUGUUUCGAAGUUGGAUCAAAUCCUCACAACUUACAGGGGCAGCUCACGCUUGAAGGUGGCGUUUGAGAUCCUCUUGGUCAAGUACAUUUCGUCUCUUAAGGAGAUGCAACCACGAAUCCCCAAGCUAAUUUCCAUCAUGAACCGGUAUUUGAGCAGGCUUCAGUACUACGAGAUUACGAUUGAUGGGUUGCGGAAGCUCGAGGUCACCCAUGAGGCUCCGGGAAAGUCGGGAAAGUUGACGUAUAAGCGGUUUUUCGGAUUCUUUUUCGACGCGAAAACGCCAUCGGAGGUGCUAGCCGAUUUAGUGGCACAGUAUGAGAGCUAUGGGUCCAACGACCAGUACAAGGUGCUCAUCACUUACUUCAUGAUCUAUCUCAACUAUGAGAAGGACCUCAAGGACGAAAAAGACGGCCACUCCGAGGACUUUGUGCUGUUCUCCGUCACUGACCACCGUUCGUUGCAGACUAUCUGGAACAAAAUCGUGUCUAACCGGGACUGGGAGAGCGGGCUUGAGUUUAUCAUGUGGUUGAAAAAGAUUGUUUCCCAGCCCGAUGACAAGCAGUUUUUGGCCACUUUGAUCGCUCAGGUUGAGGGAUUGCAGGUAUAGAAGCGUGGUUUACGUACAUACGUAAUUGAAAAAGCAUUAGUGUAGUAUGUGUCCGAUUGCACGGGUAAGAGCAGUUGGGUAAUUUAAAUUUCCUGAAUACUGGCAUUUAAACCGGGUCGGAUGUACAAUGUGGCAUGAAUUACCCGCAACCUUCCUCUGUUGUUGGGACUUGGCUAAUUUCAAGGGCUGUGCCUUCACAUACAAUGAUUGGAACUCGAAAUGUAAAACCUGAUGCAAGUUGUAUAAUAAAAGUUUAGCGUGAAACUGUCAGCUUAGCCACUUAAACUACGAUCAAUAAUUUUCAAUCGGAGUCGAAAAAUCACCUUUAUAAGAGUCGCAGUUUUCUAACAAUAUCUGGCGUUGAGACCAG
Messenger RNA from Babjeviella inositovora NRRL Y-12698, 3286 nucleotides. RefSeq names its product Ric1p (gene RIC1). The record is from RefSeq and is a predicted model, not a curated record. The transcript has a single exon. The coding region runs from base 1 to 2916 and encodes 971 amino acids. Gene Ontology annotation, cellular component: Golgi membrane; cytosol; Ric1-Rgp1 guanyl-nucleotide exchange factor complex. Gene Ontology annotation, biological process: intracellular protein transport; retrograde transport, endosome to Golgi. NCBI's taxonomy places the organism in Eukaryota, Fungi, Ascomycota, Pichiomycetes, Serinales.